AUGCAAGCCUGUCAUUUGCUGCAACGCAGGGACAGCAGCGGCCGCGUGCACGAUGGCGGCACCACAGGAGCAGAGCUGCCUGAUGGCAGCACAGGCGAGGUCAGCGGGAAUGGUGGCGGCGGCGAUGGUGGAGAUGGAGGGGACGCGGCUGCUCCUCUUUUGGGGGGCGCUCAGCCGGGCGGUCCCCUGCUGCUGUCUCGUGGGGCUCUGGUCAAGGCGGCUUUGAUGGUUGGCCCGACCUGGUUUUUGGCGCAGCUCUGCUUUGCCUGGUCACUCGCCCUCACCAGCGUCACCAGCAACACCAUCCUGUCGUCCACCAGCUGCCUCUUCGCCUUCCUGGCGUCGGUCCUUUUCCUGGGCGAGAGGUUCACCGCGAGGAAGGCGCUCAGCGUCGUUGCCGUCAUGGCGGGCACUGCGGCAGUCGCGCUCGCCGACACUAGCAGCGGCGGCGAUGCUGUGGCCCCUCUGCGGUUGGCGGCGGCCCUGGGCCCCCUUGCAGGGGACCUGCUGGCCACAGGGGCGGCGGCGCUAUACGCAGCCUACACAAUACAGAUCCAGGGAGCGCUCGGCUCGGCGGGCGCCGGCGACACCGCGCUGUUCUUCGGGCACCUGGGGGCGCUCACCGCCGCCCUGCUACUGCCAGUGCUCGGCGUCAUGCAGUGGGCGGGCGCGCUGGACCUGGGGCGGGUGGCGCCGGCGUCCUUGGGGCUGGCGUGCUUCAACGGCCUGAUGGACUAUGUCCUUGCCGACUUCCUCUGGGCUCGCGCCGUGCUGCUCCUCGGACCCACGAUUGCCACCCUCGGUCUCAGCAUCCAGAUCCCCAUGGCCACCGCCUUGGACGUCUUCCUCGGACGCCCCGCCUGGCUGCGCAGCGGCGCCGCAGCUGCGCUGACGUUUGGGGGGAGCGCGUUGGUGCUGGGCGGGUUUGUAGCGAUCACGCUGGCUGGGGCCGCUGGGCCGGCAGCGGGAGCAGCAGCGCGCAGCGAGGGCGGCGGGCGAGGCACGGGUGAGAGGGCGGCGGUUGAUGAGGAGGCGGGCAGCAGCAGAAACAAUGGGGGCGGAGGAGCGCCGCAGCAGCGGUCGUGGGUGGAAGACGAUGAGCCGCGCUAA
Monoraphidium neglectum is the source of this 1110-nucleotide messenger RNA. RefSeq lists its product as hypothetical. Gene Ontology annotation, cellular component: membrane. Bases 1 to 1110 code for a protein of 369 amino acids. Gene Ontology annotation, biological process: regulation of peptide transport. The record is from RefSeq and is a predicted model, not a curated record. The transcript has 6 exons. Lineage: Eukaryota; Viridiplantae; Chlorophyta; Chlorophyceae; Sphaeropleales; Selenastraceae.